Messenger RNA from Lucilia sericata (common green bottle fly), 1437 nucleotides. Its product is annotated as enoyl-[acyl-carrier-protein] reductase, mitochondrial-like. Gene Ontology annotation, cellular component: mitochondrion. The transcript has 2 exons. NCBI's taxonomy places the organism in Eukaryota, Metazoa, Arthropoda, Insecta, Diptera, Calliphoridae. The coding region runs from base 54 to 1142 and encodes 362 amino acids. Gene Ontology annotation, molecular function: trans-2-enoyl-CoA reductase (NADPH) activity. The record is from RefSeq and is a predicted model, not a curated record. Gene Ontology annotation, biological process: fatty acid metabolic process.
UUAAAAAUAAAAUAAAUUUAUUAAAAAAUCUUAAAAUUUAGUUUAUUUGCAAAAUGUUUCUAAAAAAUUUACUGAAAUCUCGCUCAAGUUCCUAUAAUUUCCAAAAACGCUUUAUAAAAACUUUGUCCUUAAAGUUCAGCGGUAAUGGUGAGCCCACGCAGGUUUUGGAAAUGGUGGAGGAAGAAUUGCCCGAACCAGAGAAUAAUCAAGUUUUGGUAAGGGUAUUAAUGGCACCCAUCAAUCCCUCGGAUAUUAAUAUAAUACAAGGUAGAUAUCCCUUACAACCUGCCCAACUACCAGCCACUGCUGGCAAUGAAUUUGUAGGCGAAAUAGUACAAAUGGGUGAUAAGGUGGAAAAUUUUGCCAUAAAAGAACAGGUAGUGGCUUAUGAAUCAGGUUUGGGUACAUGGAGCCAAUAUUUACUACUGAACGCUGAACAAAUUUAUGCGGUGCCUUAUGAGUUACCUUUAACGGCAGCAGCCACUUUAACAAUCAAUCCCUGCACAGCCUAUCGCAUGUUGAAAGAUUUUGUCAAACUAAAACCGGGAGAUUGUAUAAUACAAAAUGGCGCCAAUAGUGCGGUGGGUCAAGCAGUUCAUCAAUUGUGUAAAUAUUGGGGUUUGAAAUCAGUGGGAGUGGUUAGAGAACGUCCUGAACUGGUAAAACUAAAACAAGAUUUAUUAAGAUUAGGGGCCACAGAAAUUUUCACCGAGGAGGAGCUAGUUAAGACUCAACUCUUCAAAAAUGGUUGCUUGCCUAAGCCACGUUUGGCCUUAAAUUGUGUGGGCGGUGAAAGUGCCAGCAAUAUAGCCAAACUUUUAGAUUAUCAGGGUAUAAUGGUAACCUAUGGUGGUAUGGCAAGAAAACCUAUUUCCGUGCCUAUAGGACCUUUAAUUUUUAAAAAACAUAUCUAUCAAGGAUUUUGGAUUACCGAAUGGGUGAAGCGUAAUAAAUGUACUUGGGUAAGAUCUUAUAUGUUAAAGGAUAUAAUACAGUUAAUGUUGGGUAAAGAGUUUAUAGCACCUAAACACACCCUAAUACCUUUCCAACAAUAUAAGGCACAUGCCCAGCAAGCUUUAACACUGGCCAGUAAGACUAAUAGGAAAUUUAUAUUUGAUAUGAGGGAAAAUGAAUGUAAUUAGAUCAAAAAAAUAUAUCAAAUUCCCCGAAUUAAUUGCGUUUUAUUUAGAAAAAAUAAAUCAAAAAUUCAGUUAUUUAUUUUAUAAAAAAAUGUAUAAUUUAAGAAAGUUUAGCAAAAAUCCUUUGCAAUAAAAGAAAAUUAAAACAGUAUUUCAAGAAUGUUUGUUACAAAACCCUUUAGCCCAAAAAACCUUCCAAAGAUAAAUGAGUAUAAGAAGGUGUGCAAUAUAAGAAUAUAUAAAUUGAAAAUAAAAAUGUAAGUUCAGUAUAAAAAAAAAGAAAUAAACAAAAUUUGCC